This is a messenger RNA of Megachile rotundata (alfalfa leafcutting bee), 4449 nucleotides long. RefSeq names its product elongation factor-like GTPase 1. Gene Ontology annotation, molecular function: GTPase activity; ribosome binding; GTP binding. The record is from RefSeq and is a predicted model, not a curated record. Gene Ontology annotation, biological process: cytosolic ribosome assembly. NCBI's taxonomy places the organism in Eukaryota, Metazoa, Arthropoda, Insecta, Hymenoptera, Megachilidae. Gene Ontology annotation, cellular component: ribonucleoprotein complex; cytosol.
UUGAAACGUUUUAACCGUUUAACGACGUUCGAUAAUCUCUUGGAUAUUUUCAAUAUAACUUCGAUAUAAACGGAUUCGUAGAACAUCGUGAGAAAUUUGAACCUAUUAUAUCCGGUGAUUGUGCAAAACAUAAUCAGUCGUGCCAUAUAAUAGGAGUAUAAUGUUUUAGUACAGGAAUAAGUAUAAUAUGCAUAAUAAAUUGGUUCGAAAUUCAGCGGUUGUAUCGAAAUGUCGAUAAUUAUAUCGCAAUCGAAGGCAUAGGUGGUAUCGGUGCAUCGAAAUAACUAUCGAACGUAUCGAGAUUAGAGUCGAAAAAUACGUAGAAUCGAGACAUCGAUAUAUCGUAUCAGCCAUAGUCAAUCAAUUGAUAAGGCAUUAAAUUUAAGCUAGGCUUUUGAUUAGUCGAUAGAUUCGCAGAGAAUGCUUCGUUAACAAAAGUUAAUAUUUUGUUAAAAGUCUGAGCAGCGUUUUGUUUUAUUCACGAAGAAAAAUAGCCGAAGAUAAGGUUAGUCGGUGGACGAGAUCGCGUUUCAUCGAUGAUCCUAACCUACAAUAAUAAGGAAAAGCGUGAAGCAGGUUUUUGGCUCGUCGAAUAUACGCUCGGUGAGAUCGACGGAAGAAAGAGCAAGUUGAACGGUCGAUCGUUGACGAAUAAUUGGUCGACGUCGUCGUCAUUGUCAUCAUUGGCGAUUACGUGGUCGAAACGAGUGGCAUGCUGGGCAAGACGAAGACGAUGCCAACACGGCUACGAUAUAUCCUCUUGUUCGUUGAACGUUACGUGUUUUGGAAACAGAAUAAAGUGAAAUAGUGUUUACUAUUUAAUAGCGUAACUAUUAAAAGUUAAUAUAUUUAGACGCGCAUCUCGCACGAAAAUCUCUGGUACAUCGAAACUCGAUUUUUAACGAAUUUACGUUAUAUCUUGUUUCGUGGUUAAAUUAGAUAAGGUCAUUAACGAUUUGUUUUGCGAUUUCAAAGAUUUCAGUUGGAUAUUCGCACCGCGUUUAACGCGCGCACACAGGUACAACCACAUUCGGGAGAGCAGGCAGAGGCAAGGACCGAGGUGGAGACGUAGACAGUAGCACAGAUUAUCCGGAAGAUAUAUUUGGGACAUAGAAUCGCAGGAUGCGACUUGUUGGCGGAGAAAAGUUAAUCGAUAUUCAAAGUAAUCCUAGUAACGUAAGAAAUAUUUGUAUAUUGGCUCACGUCGAUCAUGGAAAGACCACGUUGGCGGACUCGUUGGUUGCCAACAAUGGAAUCAUUUCUAGUAAACUGGCUGGGAAACUACGAUAUUUGGAUAGCCGUCCGGACGAGCAAUUAAGAGGAAUUACGAUGAAAUCAAGUUCCAUCAGCCUUUAUUACGAGUAUCACCGACAGCAAUUCUGCAUCAACUUGAUAGAUUCUCCGGGACACGUGGAUUUCGCUUCGGAAGUUUCAACGGCGGUUAGGCUUUGCGACGGCGCGAUAAUCGUGGUGGACGUGGUAGAAGGCGUGUGUCCGCAAACUCGAAGCGCGCUCUCGAUUUCGUACGCGGAAGGGUUGAAACCGAUUUUGGUAUUGAACAAAGUCGAUAGACUGAUCACGGAAAUGAAACUGUCACCGUUGGACGCGUACAUGCAUCUGAGUCAAGUUUUGGAGCAAGUAAACGCGGUAAUGGGCGAACUGUUUGCCAGCGACGUGAUGGAACGAGAGGAAAAAGUGGAGGGAAGAAAAGAGAGCGAAGAGAGGGUCGGCGAUAAAAAUUUCUUGACCGCCGAAUGGCAGUCCGCAUUGGACGAGAUAGACGAUUCCGGUUUAUACUUUUCUCCCGAUCAAGGGAACGUUUUGUUUUCCAGCGCCACGGACGGUUGGGGAUUCGGCGUGAAAGAAUUCGCCAGGAUAUUUUCGAAGAAAUUGGGUUUUAGCGAACAGGUAUUAUCGAAGACGCUUUGGGGAGAUUAUUACGUGAAUUCGAAGACGAAAAGAAUCAUGAAAGGUGCUCAGGAAAAAGCGAAGAAACCGCUGUUCGUUCAGGUAAUAUUGGAGAACAUUUGGGCGUUGUACGAAACGAUCACGGUGAGAAAGGACAGGGAAAAGGUGGCUCUGAUGGCCGACCGAUUGGAUAUCAAAUUAACGAGCAGAGAUUUAAGGCAUACCGAUAGCAAGGCUCAGUUGCGAGCCGUUUGCUCUCAGUGGUUGCCUUUGGCCGACGCUUGUCUCGAGGCGAUCUGCGAGAAAGUUCCGGCACCCGACAGUUUGUCCUCCGAAAAGGUGGAACGUUUGUUGAGCGGCAAUUUCGAUUAUUCGACGCUGCCAGACGAAACGCGACAAUUGAAGGCAGCGUUUCUGGCUUGCGACCCAUCCGAGGACGCACCCGUGAUCGUGUUCGUAUCGAAAAUGUUUCCCAUCGAGAAGAAAGCGUUGCCGGAGAACAAACCGAAACCGUUAACCCCGGAAGAGUUGGCGGAGCGGAGGCAAAUGGCGCGAAUGAAACACGCGGAGAAAGCGAAGAGAGAAGAACGGACAGAGGUGGCCGAAACGGAUCGUUCGAAUUCCGAGGAUAAAUCGUUGGACAAGUGUUUGGAAGAGAAGUCGAACGAACGGAAGGAAGAGGAAAGUUCGGAAAGCGCGUUGAUAGCGUUCGCGAGAAUUUAUUCCGGGUGUUUGAGGAAAGGAAGCACGGUGUUCGUUCUGGGGCCGAAACACGAUCCUCGCGAGGCGCUGGAACGCGCGCGAGCCGGCGAGCCAAUGGCCGAGGAGAAGGUGACGUUGAAAGAUCUGCGACCAGGACGACACGUGACCAAGGUGACCGUGCAACGGCUGUAUCUUUUGAUGGGAAGAGAAUUGGAAGCGACGGAUAAAGUGUCCGCCGGUAACGUAUUCGGGAUAGGCGAUUUAGAGGAACACGUGCUGAAAACGGCCACUCUUUCAACGACCGUCGCUUGUCCACCGUUCGCGGAACUAACUUCGCUCGGCGUGCCUAUAAUGCGGGUGGCGCUCGAACCGAAACACUCGAACGAUUUGCAAGCGCUGAUAAACGGUUUGAAAUUGCUUAACCAGGCGGACGCUUGCGCGCUCGUUCACAUACAGGAAAGCGGAGAGAUCGUAUUGAGCACUGCCGGCGAGGUACACCUGGAGAGAUGCUUGGAGGACUUGAGAAGCAAGUACGCGAAAGUCGAGAUGAACGUAUCGGAGCCUAUCGUACAAUUCAGGGAAACUGUCGUGCCGCCUCCGAAACUGGACAUGGUGAACGAGGCGAUCGAGAAGAAGAUCGAAGAAUCCUGUUUCGCCGGCUGGACUGCCGAUCGACGUUGUUAUUUCGAGGUCGACGCGAGACCUUUGCCGGAGCGAGUGACCAAGAUCUUGGAGAAGCAGGCGGAUUUAAUAAAGGCGCUCUAUUACCGAUACGGUAAAUCGUUGUCGGAAAAGGCGAACGAAACGGAAAAAGAUAGGACCGACGAGUCGACGCGCUCGAUGUCCGAAAGGAAGCAAAGGGAAUUGGAGUCGUUCAAGAGCGAGUUAGCGGCUGCUUUUCGCGAAGCUGGAGAAAAAGAUACGUUGGAUCGGAUAUGGUCGUUCGGGCCAAGGAACUGCGGCUCUAACGUUCUGCUGAACGAAACCGACUAUAAGCAACGAAAGUUUUGGGAGGGACACCGAAAAUCGAGCGAUCCACGCGCUUCAUACGAAAGCGGAAUGGUGAAUGGUUUCCAGCUGGCGACGUUUGCCGGUCCUUUGUGCGAAGAACCUAUGACGGGUGUUUGUUUCGUCGUGAAGAAAUGGGAAAUUUAUCGAGACUCCGGCAGAAGAAAUAACGCGUGUGUCGGUAGCGAAAGUAACGGGCAAACUCAGAGUCACGCAGAUGGUCAUUUGAUAUCGACGUUCAAAGAAGUUUGUCGCCGCGCGUUUAACUCCAGGCAUCCUCGACUAGUCACACCGAUGUAUACCUGCAGCGUUCUGGUCAAUUCGGACGUACUGGGUGAUCGAACAGGAUCCUUACUGGACACCGUCCACGGACGAGGAAUACCUUCAUUUUGGCGACAAACCCGACAGCGAGAACAGAGCCAAGAAAUACAUAGAUGCUGUCCGUCGGCGAAAAGGAUUACCCGUGGAUUCUCAGCUCGUUAUGCACGCGGAGAAACAACGGACCCUUUCGAAGAAAAAAUAAUUACGAUUCGAGCUAUUUUCAUACGGUAUAACGUGAGAAAACGAAAGUACGCCAGCUUCGGAAACAUUCUCGAUUCUUUCUACGAAUCGAUCUACGCGUCUUCCUUUUAUUUCUCUAAACGAUCGACUAUUCUCUUACGUUCUAUGCAUAUUGAUAUGGAAAACGGAACAAAUGUAACCUUUACUUUCCGAUCGUUAUCUUCGCAAACAUAUUUAUUUACGAUUCGUUUCUCCCCACGAACUUUUGCGAAUUACUUUCUACUGUAGGCGCGAUGCACUGUCUACGAUUAAACUCCUGCUUCUGUUUCA